Molecule: messenger RNA, 1692 nt
Organism: Trichosporon asahii var. asahii CBS 2479
Lineage: Eukaryota; Fungi; Basidiomycota; Tremellomycetes; Trichosporonales; Trichosporonaceae
Product: MFS sugar transporter, putative
Exons: 4
Coding region: 1-1692 (563 amino acids)
Biological process (GO): carbohydrate transport; transmembrane transport
Cellular component (GO): membrane
Molecular function (GO): carbohydrate:proton symporter activity
Source: RefSeq, a predicted model, not a curated record
AUGGCAUCCAUCACCAGUAUGAGCGAUUCGAGUGAACCGCCGAAAGUGGAACGCACGACGAAUGGGCUCAAUGAGCUCGAGUAUGGCGAGAUCCACACGAAACCCGCUCUCAUUAACUAUGUCGCGGCCGUCUUCGCCGGCAUCAUCUCCUCCGUCAUCUCGGAGAACUACACCGAGUUCCACGCAUACUUUGACGCAAGCCCGAGCGUAGUCGGUGCCAUCGUCAGCGUGUUCGCAGGCGGCGCGUUCUUCGGUGCCGCGCUGGCAGGACAGACGGCCGAUCGCCUGGGGCGCAAGCGGACGAUCCAGCUCGGCGCCCUAAUCGCCGUUGUGGGGUGCACGCUGCAAACGGCGGCAGUGCACGCGGCGAUGCUCAUCCUGACUUCAGGUGGGAAGGCUUGUUGCCGGCUUCGCCGUCGGCGUCCUCUCGAUGAUCGUGCCGCUGUACCAGGCCGAGAUCAGUCCCCCACACGCACGAGGACUGCUGAGCGGAUGGACGCAGCUGGUACGUCUAGCUGUUUCGCGGGAGCCAAAGCUGACAUACAGGCAAUCAGCGCCGGUUUCUUCGUCGCCAACUGGGCCGGGUACGGCUGCCAGUUCAUAAAGGGCGAGGGGCAGUGGCGAGUCCCUCUCGCGCUGCAGAAUGUCCCUGCCCUGCUCCUCUUCGUGGGCAUGCUGUACCUUCCCUACUCGCCGCGAUGGCUCGCGAAAGUGGGCCGAACGGAGGAAGCCCGCUCGACUCUGGUUCGCCUGCACGGUGGCCGGAGGGCGGACAUGGCCGCCGUCGAUGCCGAGAUUAACGCGAUGCUGGCCCAGAUCGAGUGGGAGCGUAGCGUGAAGGGAAGCUACCUCGACCUUAUCCGGGGACGGGCCAACCUCCAUCGCACAGUUGCGGCGUGUGCAGUGCAGGCCAUGACGCAGUUCAGCGGCAUCAACGUGAACUCGUACUAUGGGCCGCAAAUCUACAACGCGCUCGGUGAGUCACAUCUCUCUCCCCUUUCUCGGGCCCUCGCCAGACUCCUGGGCCUCAGCUUAACACGAGCAUUGAAGCUGACCCCAGGCUUCAACGGCACCUCGACUCUGCUCAUCAACGGCAUCUCCGGCGCUUGGGGCAUGCUCUGCGUCUGGGUCUUCAUCACUUUCCUCGUGGACCGAAUCGGGCGCCGGCGGCCAUUGAUCAUUGGCUCCGUCCUCCUAUCCCUAGUCAUGGCCUGGCAAGCGGGGACGAACGCGCCCUUCGACAUUCACAAGCGCCACGGCGAAUCCUACACCAACGAAUCGGUCGGCAUAGCCGGGAUCGCGGCCACAUUCGUCUUCAGCUGGUUUUUCAGCUGGAGCUUCGGGCCCGUAUCGUGGAUCUACCAGUCUGAGAUCUUCCCGCUACAUCUGCGAGCGAGGGGGACGAGUGUCGCCACAAUGACGAACUGGGCGUGCAACGUCGGUAUAGCCCAGGCUACCCCCGUUGCGUUCGAGCACAUUGGGUGGAGAUACUUUCUCGUCUUUGUCGUGUGUAACCUUGCCAAUGGGGUGGGGGCUUAUCUCCUCUUCCCCGAGACGAAGGGGCGGACGCUCGAGGAGAUCGCGGUGUUGUUUGGGGAUACGAGUGGGCAGGUGCGGCCCGUCGUGUCUUCCGCUGCCACGUCCGAUCUCGAGAGCAAGGUCAGUGGAGCCAGCAGCCCGGGCGCAGUGUAA